This is a messenger RNA of Orussus abietinus, 5403 nucleotides long. RefSeq lists its product as uncharacterized. The coding region runs from base 215 to 3946 and encodes 1243 amino acids. The record is from RefSeq and is a predicted model, not a curated record. The transcript has 4 exons. NCBI's taxonomy places the organism in Eukaryota, Metazoa, Arthropoda, Insecta, Hymenoptera, Orussidae. Gene Ontology annotation, molecular function: protein binding.
AGGCACCAUCAGCGACGUAUCACGCGCGGAGACGGGCAGAGUUGCGGCGAGCGCCGGUGAAAUGCCUCGCCUCGUGAAAGCCGUGUGAUAGCCGAGCGGCCGGCAGGGUGCGCGCGCAGCCGCGGCCAGCGGCGCAGGAGGCGCGCGAAUCGCGCGAGUGGCGAGUACCGGCGAUGCGCGCCGAUCGGCCCUGAGAGGGACCACGACACGGGACAUGGAAGAGGAGGCCGGGGGGAGCUGCUUCGCCGCGGGAAGCGUCGCGGGGGCCGUCGUCGGGACCUUCCUCGCGACGGUCCUGCUCCUCGCGGUGGCCGCUCUUCUCUACAGGCAGUGGCGCAAGCACAAGGGUAAACACCUGGUGCUGGUGACGGACCCCGAAAUCGUGGAGGACGCCUAUGCCUUCGACAAUCCCUGCUUCAAGGACCCCACGCCGGCGGUAGGACGAAGCCUGGAGAGGCCGGUGUCCUUAACCCCUACGGACACUCCUGCUAAGGACUCCACGAGAUGGUCCAGCCCUUGGUCCUCCUUGGGCCUCGGCUCCGCGAACCGCGCCGACAAGAGGCGCACCCUGGAUGACUCCUGCCUCGGGCCGAGGGCGACCAGGGUGAGCGUCGUCAGCCUCAGGAGCCGCGACUUCACGGGACUGGGAUUCAACGUCUGCGGCAACAUGCGAGAGGGCAUCUUCGUGAAGGAUCUUCUUCACCGGGGACCAGCUUCCGAGUCGGGACGCGUGCAUCCAGGGGACCGCAUAGCCAGCGUGAAGAUCAGCUUCAGGAGCAUGGUGUACGAGGACGCGCUAACGAUCCUGAGUUACGCCUCGCCCUACGACGUGGAGCUGGAGGUCGAGAGCGGAGGUUCGGGCUCGAGGCCGGCGACGUUGCUGAAGAAGACGGUGGGUCCAAGUCCGACGAGGAUCUGCCAUCCCCUCUACAGGAGCCAGUCGAUCCCUGAGCUUUCGCAAGCGCGGAAAAGCGGCUCGGCAAAGAGACUCUUCGUUGCCGAUCCCAACGAGUCCCUUGGCUCGAGCCACUCGACCACCAACUCCACCCUGAGGUCCUCCAAGUCGACCCCAGGCAACCAGACUCUGGAGCGGCGCCACGACGAGGCCAGGAACAAUCACCAUAAAUUCGGGAUCAAGGUCCUGCCCGCCCUGGACGGCACUGUCCACCGUAUCGAGAACCAGAACGAGCACAAUGCGAACCUGGAGCGCCGGCACUCCAGGAAAACGGACAUGGAAAAACGAGGGAGGAACUCGGUAGCGGUGGUGGAAACCUGCCCCGUGGCCGAUGGGAAGAAAGUCACGGUGGAGAGCUUGCGACAGCGCGAGAAUCCUGGUCCUGGGCUCAAACCUAAGAGGGUAUUAAAAGUGGAGGGCAACGAGCUGGAAGGUAUCGACCUUCCCGACCGGCCUGACGCUGGUCUUCCAGAGACUUCCACUGGGAGUCAGGAGAGUCACGGAGAGACGGCCACCGAGGUACCAAUCGAGGUUCCCUCGGAGGUGCCCACAGAGGUGCACAACGCCGCCCUGGCUGCUCGCAGGAACCGAAAAAACAGCGCCGAGACGCCGAGCGUCCAGAGGCUCAUCGCCCAGGAGUCGAGCGACCCGGAAGACCCGAAGAGUCCGCAGAAGAAUAAGAGGAAAGCUCCCGCACCGCCGAGGGCUGGUUCCACCCAGUCUGGGAGCUCGCCCGGUAGGAGUCCUGUAUCCGCUCGAGGAACGGAGAGAGAUGACGGUGUCGACGGUAUCGCGGAUUACUCGGAGUCUCUCGAGGAUCACGAAAACAGGGCUCGAGAGGUCAGUGACGGAGCCGAGGCUCGUCGACAACGGUUGGAAAACCAGGUCGACGCGGCGCGAGGUAGAGGCUCGGAGUCGGACACCGACAGCGAAGUGCAGAACAGCUUCACGACCAUCGAGCUGAACCCCGCCGAUAUCACGAUACACCGCACCCCGGUGCCCGAGGUGGACGACGGAGACGACGUGUACAGGAAAGCGGCGAGCCUGGGGGACCUUUCUAGGUACGAGAACAAAUCCUCGGCGACGUUGGAGAGGGCUCAGAGCCUGGACAUGACGGAGGCAGGCUCGAAGAAGAGGAAGGCUCCUUUGCCUCCAGAGGACGUGAACGAGUCGUCCGAGGAUCUCACCAGGCUCGACCAGACGGACACCUUCGAGCGGCGCAAGCUGAAGAAGUCCGACGAGUGGGGCACCCUGGAGGAUGCCGUCUGGAACAAAGGUGGAGAGCCCGAGGAGGCGCAGAGUCCGCGGGUUAGGAAGAAGAGCAGCGGGACCCUGGAGAGGUCCAAGUCAGCGGUGGAGAUCAAGCCCAAGGAGGAGGCCUCGAAGACCCCGGAAGAUCGCUUCAACGUGUCGGACGGUGCCCUGGAGACCAGCAUCGAGCUCUACAACCUACCGCUGAGUAAAAGGUUGACGCAGGAAUUCGUUCAUUCCGAGAGGGCUUUCAACCCUGAUAUAGAUAAUUCCCUGGCGAGAAUAGUUAACGACGGUGGAGUCGUUCACAGCCCCACCCCUGAAGAGGUCGAGCUGGACUUCCGCCAGGCGAGGCCUCCACCGGACGACGAGGACGAGGGCAUCAAGGACGACGCGCCAGUGGUGGAGGAGAGGUUCGACAAGGCUUUGCAUUUCCUGGACUCGCAUAUUCCCGAAGCACCCGUCUCCAGCGACGUCAAGGUCGACCUCUCGAGCGCGCCCGGUGACGCGGAGAGGAUGUCGAAGAAAGAGGUCUCUGUCUACGCGGGAAAAACGGAGGUCCUUGAAGAACCUAUGAGGAAGAUCAUCUUGGAUAUAAGCUGUCCAGGGUGCGAGCAGAGGUCUAGUAGACACGGCAUUGGCUGUAGCAAACGUAGCGAUCCCUUGAAGGGCAUCAUCGAUGCGGAGCGACGAGUCGUUGACGAUGCGAAGGGCUCAUAUUUGUCGAAGAAGCGAGACGGGGACGUCGACUCGGAGACUCCUCGUUCGCGAAUGCCCUCUUCGAGGCCGGAGGCGAUGACGAUUCGGUCUCUGGAAUCCGAAGUCGUGGUGGCCUCGACCCCAAAGAGCGAGGGCGGCUCCAAUUCGAGCUUCCAGACUCGCAAGACCAGAUUCGAGACCGGGAGUCCCAGAGAGAACCUGACGACCUCCAAUUACCCGAGACCACCUUCCGUCGAGAACUCGUCUUACGAGACACACUUCGCGAGGAGGAUCGUCAACGCCUCGAACAAGGAGAACGCGCGUGGCGGCGUAGAGGGUGAAGAGGAGGAGGAAGAGGAAGACGACGACGAUGGGUACGAGUUCGGUUCGGGCGUCACGGUGAACAGCAAGAAUUUAUCCUUAAGUUCUGACGAUAGACGAAACGUUAGCAACGUCAGCGUGUCCAGCGGGGAGAACAGCGAGGACAGCGGAGUCGCGAGGGAGCCGGGCGUCGCGACGUCGAGGCAGGACUUGGAGUCGAGGCCUCCUUUGCCCAGCACACCAAUGCCGUUGAGUGGCACCCCCCAGAGGAUGACCUACGUCACGGAGAUCAAGGUGUCGACCAGUCGAGAGGACGUGCACGAGCCGGACAGCGAGAGCGAGGAGAUCAUCGCCAUCAUGGAGGGCAACGGAGAGCCUCGAAAACCCAGGAAGGACGCCACGUCGAACGGCAAACCUCCGGCCAGCAAGAAGCCCCCGGUGCCUCCCAGGAGGACCGACGCCUCCAGGGUGAGAGACGAGACCGACCGACAGGUAGUCUACGUGUCGGAGUACAAAUCACCUGGCAAGGACUCCCAGGGGGAGAGCGGCUCGGCAGAGGCGAACAAGCAGUCCGUAGGCGCGGUUGGCAAAAAGUUCGAGCAGUGGAUCUUCCUGGGGGACAACAAGGAGCAAAAUCCAUGGGGCAACGGGUCCAGCCAGCCGCAACCGGUGACCAACAUCGUCCUCUCCUCCGGGGACGAGCGCAUCGUUCGCCAGUAGCGCACCUGCGAGAAUGGACGAGAAAAUGAGACGUAGCUCCCGCGGAACUUGCACGCACUCUCCCACUUAGAGGGGAAGGAAUUUGUCACGGGUUUUCCAUGGGUCGACUGUUGCGAAAUCGAGUGUCUUAUGUUUAACCGUUUCCUUUAAUACUCGGCCCCUAUGGAAAAUUGAACUGUAGACCGUAGACCGUAGACCGUAGACGCGCUUGGGUAGUUAGCGAUGCUACGUGCCAUAAAGACUAACGAUCGAUGUGGCGGUUACUUCAUUGUCCGGUGUGACGAGUUGAACAUCUUAACUGGAUAAUUCGAGUCAUUUUUAUUUUAACUCGAGAUAUUGGCGCGGAUAAGAGUUAAGGUCCAUUCGCGGUGCCCGACAUGUGUCGGUCCCGACUACGUACCGGCGUUAACCCUUCGAAUACGGAGCCUUUUCGACAUACGGGCGAAAUUCGUCUGACCGUGCAGGCAAUAUUGGACCAAACGUACGGUGACUAUAGUCACCCGUCGUAGCGAAAGGGUUAAUUCGGUAAUACGUUGCGUGGUGUGUUUUGAUUGUCACUUCGCAUUGUUCGAACUGUUCGUAGGUUGGAUAGGCUGAACGGUGCCGUUGAAACAAAUGUUACGGCAUUUCGAACCGAUUCGUGUCGGAUAGUCCGAAGAGUCCUUCACUCGCCAAUUCGCUCGAGUAGUCGCGCCAAAUUUAUGCGGACGCGUUUCUCUUUCCGUUGGAUCGUCGGCUCGAGUUCAAGACUCGAGCUGGCGAUUUCUUCGAAUUCGAGUAAGUCGAGUCGAUGAAGUGUACUUCGACUCGUCGCAUCGCUCCUGCAUUGUACGAUGUAAAAUAAUAAAUAGUCGCGUCGCGAAGGAUUCUGCGCGCGCGGGUUCUAGGUGCUCCGAAUGCGCUGAAAAUGCGAAUAGAGAGGAGGGAACGAUUGUAAAGUAUAAUCGAGGGACUACAUAGAGUUCUCUGUACAUAUUGGCCUGGGUCUUAGCGAGCGCUCGCGAGCCACUCCGCGUCGACGGCUUGACAAAGGUCCAAGAUGGCGAGUCGCUCGAACGCGUCAAUGUUAUAUUAAUUCCGAUUGCUCCUUGCACGCACGGGACUGGAGCGUCUAAUAAAAUUAACACGCCCGUUGUGCGAACACCGAGGGCUCCGUAACUACCGAGAUCUGUAGCUCAGUAUAUCGUAGGUUUUAGCGUAGAUAUCGAAGUACGCGUUAAAUCAGCAUUAACAUUCCUACAUUUACGGUAGUUGACUAACGCGCGAACAAUAUCGGCCGAGUAGUUAAGGCGUUAUGAAAGUGUCAUUUAUAGAUGCCAAAAUGUCAAAAGAUCUAUAAGAUUUUUCUCCAAACUGGGUGCACUGAAUCAUUUGAAACUUCACGAGAUUAUGGAGGCCCCAAGUUAGAACGCGGUGCUCGUGGAGUUUCAUUUUUUGAAAAAACAUUUUUAUUUAUG